Messenger RNA from Chelmon rostratus (copperband butterflyfish), 5550 nucleotides. RefSeq names its product myomesin 1a (skelemin) (gene myom1a). Gene Ontology annotation, molecular function: kinase binding. Lineage: Eukaryota; Metazoa; Chordata; Actinopteri; Chaetodontiformes; Chaetodontidae. The coding region runs from base 180 to 4640 and encodes 1486 amino acids. The record is from RefSeq and is a predicted model, not a curated record. The transcript is spliced from 37 exons.
CGUCCUGCUCACUGCCCCUCACCCUGCUGCUUUGCCUGGGUCUGGACUUGCUUUAGCUACUUUUGGAAUAGCGCACCUUUUCUCUUGUUUCUAGAUAUUGUGGAUUGUUGAAUUCGUAGUUGUGAGCUGGUAAAGUGAAGGGAAGUCUGAUAUUAUAAGUUGGCGGAGUGGCCCUCAGGAUGUCAGGAUCGUUACAAGUGACGCAGAAGCAGCAACAGCAGCAGCAUCAUCAGCAGCAGCUCCAGCAGCAGCAGCAGCAGCUUCACUAUGAGAGCAGCUAUUACCUGAGCACCAAGUCGUCCGUUAGCAAGCAGUCGUUCUCGACUCUCAAGACCAGCAGCCAUCGCGUGAAGACUGCUGUGAAGACAGAGAAGGGGCAGGAGGUGGUCAAACUGAGCCCGCUACCCAAGAGAGCCAAACGCACCUACCUGGCAAUGGACACAGACAAAGAAGUUAUCGGCUAUGUCAUUCCCGUAUUUAGAGCCAAUCAUGAUGUUGUUCGCGGUCUGAUGGAAGCCCAGGAGGAGCAGGUUACGGAGGAGGGGAUAAACUAUGUGGCCAUGAGGAACCUGUUUGUCAGGGAGGCCAGCGAGGCCAUGCGCGUCAAAGUGGAGAAGAAAACCAGGACAACACACAUCAGGGAAUCCGCCGAACGCAUGGAACUGAGCAGAACGAUGGACGAGUGGGCAGAGUUCCGGAAGAAAAUGAACCCAGACAGCCUGACACACCCUCCAGAGUUUAUUGUCAAGCCCCGUGGACAAACUGUCUGGGAGGGCAAGACUCUGAAGCUGCACUGCACUGUGGCUGGAUGGCCUAAACCCAGGAUUGCCUGGUACAAAAACAGUGUGCUCAUUGACGCCAAGGCCCACCCCGAGAAGUACACAGCCGAGAGCAAUUACAACAUGCACUCCCUGGAGAUCAAGAACUGCGAUUUCUUCGACACUGCUCAGUAUCGUGCCUCUGCCCUCAACGUGAAAGGGGAAGCUUCCUCUGUGGCUACUAUUGUUGUCAAAAGGUUCCAGGACGGCGAGGAAGCAGGACCAUUAGAUCCCAAACCACACGGUUUCUGCCCUGAGCAUGGUGUCACCUUUGAAACAACCAUUAUUGACAAAUUCGAAGUGGCCUUUGGCAGUGAAGGCGAGACAGUGAGUCUGGGCUGCACUGUCAUUGUUUAUCCCACUGUGAAAAAAUACCAGCCUGAAAUCGUGUGGUACCGGAACUCUGUCCCCUUGAAGCCCUCUAAAUGGGUACACAGCCACUGGUCAGGGGAACGUGCCACACUCACUCUUGUCCACCUCAACAAGGAAGAUGAGGGCAUGUACACCAUGCGCGUCAACACGAAAUCUGGCUUUGACACCUACUCUGCCUAUGUGUUUGUCAGAGAUGCCGAUGUGGAGGUGGAGGGGGUUCCCGUGGCCCCCCUGGAUGUGCGCUGUCAUGAUGCCAACAAGGACUAUGUGGUGGUAACCUGGAAGCAGCCAGCGGUGGAGGGCAGCAGCUCCAUCCUGGGAUACUACAUCGACAGGUGCGAGGUAGGCACUCACCACUGGGCUCAGUGUAAUGACGUCCCAGUGAAGUAUGCCCGCUUCCCCGUCACCGGACUGGUGGAGGGGCGCUCCUACGUGUUCAGGGUGCGGGCCUUGAACAAGGCAGGAGUCAGCCGUCCGUCCCGUGUCUCCGAGGCCGUGAUUGCCAUGGAUGCCUCCGACAGAGCCCGCCUCAGAGCUGGCCCCUCAGCUCCUUGGACUGGGAUGAUCAAGUUCACAGAGGAGGAUCCAACUGUGGGUGUUGUGCCUGGCGAACCCACUGAUGUUGAGGUUACCGAGGCAACCAAGAGCUACGUGGUGCUCGCCUGGAAGCCUCCAGUCCAGAGAGGUCACGAAGGAGUCAUGUAUUACAUUGAGAAGUGUAUUUCAGGGACAGACACCUGGCAGAGGGUGAACACGGGUAUGCCGGUCAAGUCUCCUCGCUUUGCCCUGUUCGAUCUGGCUGAGGGAAAAUCCUACAACUUCCGUGUGCGCUGCUGCAACUCUGCUGGUGUGGGCGAGUCCUCUGUGCCCACAGGAGAGAUCACGGUCGGGGAUAAACUGGACGUGCCCUCAGUCCCGGGCAAUCCGGUGGCCACCAGGAACACCGACACCUCAGUGGUGGUCUUCUGGGGGGCCUCUAAGGAUGUCUUACACCUGGUCGGCUACUAUAUUGAAUGUAGCGUGGUGGGCACAGAUGUCUGGAUGCCUUGCAACAACAAACCUGUCAAGCAGACCAGGUUUGUGUGCCAUGGCCUGACUACCGGGGCAAACUACGUGUUCAGGGUGAAGGCAGUCAAUGCUGCUGGAUACAGCCAGAGCUCCCCCAGUUCUGAGGCUGUGGUUGUGCAAGCUGCCAUCUCCGUCCCUGGAAAACCCACUGGUGUGAGCCUGCUGGAGGCUGUAAAGGACUACAUGGUGCUGGGCUGGACCGCACCUGCUAAAAAUGGAGGAGCUGAUAUCAGGGGAUAUUUUGUGGACUAUAGGACUGUGAAGGGAGACGUUGUUGGGAAAUGGCAUGAAAUGAACCACCAGGCUUUGACUACUGCCUCCUAUAAAGCUGAGAACCUGAAGGAGAACGUCUUCUACCAGUUCCAGGUGCGUGCUAUGAACAUGGCAGGCGUGAGUAAAGCCUCUGUGGCCAGUGCAGCUCUGGAGUGCAAGGAGUGGACCAUUACUGUGCCAGGUGCUCCUGUUGGUCUUCAUGUGCUGGAGGUUCGUGACUCCUCCGUCGUGGUCCUCUGGGAGCCACCUGCAUUUAAUGGCCGCACUCCUGUCAAUGGCUACUAUGUGGACAUAAAGGAGGCCUCUGCUGGAGAAGAAGGCUGGAAGGCUGUGCAUGAGAAGGUCAACAAGAUGAAAUACAUGAAGGUGAAGGGGCUGAAGGCUGCUACUUCCUACGUCUUCCGUGUGCGUGCUCAAAAUCUUGCCGGAGUUGGAAAGCCCUCAGCAGUCUUAGGUCCAAUCCUGGCCCAGACUCGCCCUGGCACCAAAGAGAUUUAUGUGGAUGUCGAUGAUGAUGGUGUGAUCUCUAUGGUCUUUGAGUGCUCUGAGAUGAGCGAGGGCUCUGAGUUUAUUUGGUCCAAGAAUUACCAGGCUAUCACAGACAGCUCUCGUCUGACUAUUGUCACUGAAAAGGGCAAGUCCAGAGCUAUUUUCAACAGUCCCUCAUUGGAGGAUCUGGGCACCUUCUCUUGUGUGGUCACCAACACUGAUGGCAUCUCUUCCAGCUACACACUCACUGAGGAGGGUCUCAUGCGUCUUCUGGACAUCAGCCAUGACCACAAGUUCCCUGUUAUACCCUUUAAGAAUGAAAUGGCCAUGGAGCUGCUUGAGAAGGGUCGCGUGCGAUUCUGGACUCAGGUGGAGAAAUGCACUUCUGCCUGCCAAGUGGAGUAUGUCUUUAAUGACGUCAUCGUGACUCAGGGAAAGAAAUACACAAUGAACUUUGACAAGUCCACCGGCAUUAUUGAAAUGUUUAUGGACUCUCUGGAGGUCACCGACGAGGGAACCUUCACCUUUAACUUGGUGGAUGGCAAGGCUAAGGGCACAACCAGUCUGGUGCUCAUUGGAGAUGAAUUCAGGGAGCUUCAAAAGAAAUCAGAAUUUGAGAGGGCAGAAUGGGUCAGGAAACAAGGGCCUCACUUUGUCGAGUACCUUGACUUCACUGUUACUGCAGAAUGUGACGUUCUGCUUAAAUGCAAGAUAGGAAAUGUCAAACCAGACACUGAGAUCACCUGGUCUAAGGACAGCAUUGAAAUUGCUGAGGAUGACGAGGACGCAAACAAAAUCGAGAAGAAGGACUGCGAGCUGACCUUUAAUAUCGGAAAGAUCUCUAAGAAUGAUGCAGGUAUUUACGAGGUCUUCCUGAGGGACGACAGAGGCAAAGAUAAGAGCACCUUCAAUCUGACGGAUGCAGGAUACCAAGCGGUAAUGAAUGAGCUGUUCAGGGUCAUUGCCAACUCCUCUUCUGGAAUCCAGGUGGUCAGUACUGAACAUGGCAUCAUCCUCUACUCCAUGGUCACAUAUCACCACGAGGACCUGCGUGUUGGUUGGCUCCACAAAGAUGCUAAGAUUGCCGCCUCAGAGAGAGUUAAGGCUGGAGUCACAGGAGAGCAGCUUUGGCUUAAGAUCAAUGAGCCCACUGAGAAGGACAAGGGCAAAUACUGCAUGGAUAUCUUUGAUGGCAAGGACGGUGUAAAAAGAGCCUUUGAUCUGACCGGCCAGGCUUGGGAAGAGGCAUUUGAAGAAUUCCAAAGGCUCAAGGCUGCAGCAAUCGCAGAGAGAAACCGUGCUCGUGUUGUUGGAGGCUUGCCAGAUGUGGUUGCAAUCCAAGAGGGCAAGUCCCUGAACCUGACUGGCAAUGUCUGGGGCGAACCCGUACCUGAAGUGUCCUGGCUGAAGAACGAGAAGGAGCUUGUGUCUGACGACCACUACAAACUCAAGUUCGAGCAUGGGAAGUUUGCCAGCAUCACAAUCGCUGCCGUCACCACGGCAGACUCUGGCAAGUAUGCCCUCCUGGUCAAGAACAAGUAUGGCACAGAGGCAGGCGAGUUCACCGUCAGCGUCUACAACCCAGAAGAAGAGGAGAGCAAGGAGGAGAAGAAAGGCUAAAGGAUGAUGCAGUGUAAUGAAAUAAAGCAGAAAAUAUGAACGACUGGGCUAUUUCCAAAGCAUUUUACCCCGGCACAUGCCGGUGCUACAAAGCAGUUUAAAUAAAUGAUGAAUACGGCUGCUUCCUCCUGCCUCUUUCAUAUGCUGGGCUAAAGAGCUUUGGGCAUUGCUUGUCAAGGAAGAAAACAAUGAAUGUGACACAGAGAGAUUAACUGUGUGCUUGUAGUUGCUUGACAUGUCUUCUGUCACUUUUGUCCACUGUCAGCAGUAAAUGUAAUUUAUAAUUAUGGGAGAUGGUUGACCUGUCGUUAAUCUUUGUUUAGAAAAAUAGCAUGAAGGCCAGCAAAAGCAAAAAACAUUUUUUCUUUAAUAUGACAGUAGCAUUUCAUUCGGAAAACCUUUGACCUCUUAAACCACGUCAUGCUUGAGGUUUAUGUGUAAAAUAAAGGAAAAAAACUGAUGUCAUGAACUCAUCGGAUAUUUCACAUGCUCCACUAUUUAGAGCUCUUUGUGUCUAUUUCUAAACUGCUAUUCUAUUUCAAGUUCACUGUGUGCAUGUAUGUUAUGUGACGAACUGUACAACAGUUUCUACAAGAGGUGGAGCAGGAAAACCCUGAUGAAGUGUGACAGUAAACACACGGCAGUUGAAACUGGUUCAUUCAACAUGUCUCGCACAACCCUCAAAGCCAUGUGCAAAAAGAAGAAUAGGCAUACUUGGCAUACAGGUCUUUUUGUAGAACUAGUCAUAUAAGCACCAGAUGCUAUCAGGGAAAUGGGUUGAAAGUUGUGGAAUGUUGUAUUUCAGGUACAAUUGAUGAAUCUAUAUAGAUAAACUGCCCUGCAGCAUUUGUUCUUCAGCUGUGUCUAAUGAGUUAAACAGACUCUGCUCUCUCUUCAAGGUACUCUUGUA